GCGGGAGCCGCCUCUUCCUUUAGUGGCGGUGUCGGCGCUCGCAGGACCACUCUCGGCCGCUGCUCCAGCCCCGCGUUCCUCCGCUCCGCGCCGCCACCGACGACAUGCUGCGCUGCGGCCUGGCCUGCGAGCGCUGCAGGUGGAUCCUGCCCCUGCUGCUGCUCAGUGCCAUCGCCUUCGACAUCAUCGCGCUGUCCGGCCGCGGCUGGCUGCAGUCUAGCAACCACAUCCAGACGUCCUCGCUUUGGUGGAGGUGUUUCGACGAGGGCGGUGGCAGCGGCUCCUACGACGAUGGCUGCCAGAGCCUCAUGGAAUACGCCUGGGGCCGAGCAGCUGCUGCCACUCUCUUCUGUGGAUUCAUCAUCCUGGUCAUCUGCUUCAUCCUCUCGUUCUUCGCCCUGUGUGGACCCCAGAUGCUUGUUUUCCUGAGAGUGAUUGGAGGCCUUCUCGCACUGGCUGCUGUAUUCCAGAUCAUCUCCCUGGUUAUCUAUCCCGUGAAGUACACACAAACCUUCAGGCUUCAUGAUAAUCCCGCUGUUAAUUACAUCUACAACUGGGCCUAUGGCUUCGGAUGGGCAGCCACGAUCAUCUUGAUUGGUUGCUCUUUCUUCUUCUGCUGCCUCCCCAACUACGAGGAUGACCUUCUGGGCAAUGCAAAGCCCAGGUACUUCUAUACAUCUGCCUAAUGUGGAGGGAGAUCCUGAGAAAAGCCUGCUGCAAGAUGCAUGUGAGGAGGAAAGUGUUCUCCAAGGAGCAAAGAACCUAUGUUUGGGCAGUGUUCAUAUGAGUGGAAAUGCUAGAAUAAAUGCUAAAGAAAAUUCUUCAUAAAUAGUGUUAAGUUUCAUGUCCCUGUGUAUGUCUUGCGGAGUUAAAAGAGACUUGUUUCUGUUUGCUCAGUAUAUGCUGACUUCUCCUUGCACCAAUUCUGUAUCAUUUAAACUUCAUUUGUUAAAGAGCAUGCCCGGGAAACUUGCUAAGUAAGAAAUGCUAUGGCUUCUCAUUUAAUAAUCUGAUGAAGCUUUUGUUUUUCCAGAGAGAAUGGGUUGUUUCUACAGGGAAUGGGUUGGCUACAGAGCAGGAAAGCUACUGGCAAAUUCCAGUGACCAAAUAUUCUGAAAUUAAUGUUUUUCUUAAACACACACACACACACACACACACACACACACACACACACACACACACGCCCUUUUUGAGUUUUCAGUUACAUAAAGAAGCAGAGUGGUGUCCUACGUGAGCAUCGAUGUUUUGAACAGUUAUUGUUUCGCUCAGCUUUGUGUUGAUUUUCUCCGAUAUGCGGGGAAAGUGAAACAUGGCCGUUGUCACUACUGAAUGCUAAGGUGAAUUUUACUCUUUUGACGUAGAUUAGAGGGGUGGGUGUGGGAAGAAGCCAUAUUAACAAAUCUGUACAGUGUUGCGUGUAUGUUUAGAACCAGCGUAGACUAGAUGGGAGGGUGGACUAGGCCUUAUUCCUCCCGACCGAUGGAUGUGAUGAGGUCGGGUAGGAAGGCCUAUGAGGGUUACCAUUCAGACAUCCCGGGAGAAGACAUAUCAAUGCCCCUCUCAGCCUUAACUGAGCUCUACUGACAGACAGCUAGAAUAGAUUUGAACUGUAACAGAAACCUAAAUGUAAUUACAAACCUGGUCUUCCUCGGUAAACAGACUUAACAUAUCUGUAUAAUACAUACAAGGGGGAAAUUUGGGAAUGAGUUUCUCUGAAUACAUAUUGGAAGGGCUGUUAUUAUUUUUUCUUACCAUUUAUACUCACUGAAUGGAAACUAGCUUAUUUUAAAUAUCAGAACACUAUUUUGUAAGUUGCAGCCAAGACAAUUGCAGUUUUCAUGACCAGCUUCCCCAAUAAACCAGAUGUUCAAA
This is a messenger RNA of Rattus norvegicus (Norway rat), 1872 nucleotides long. It is a transcript of the gene Perp, whose product is annotated as p53 apoptosis effector related to PMP22. The transcript has 3 exons. The record is from RefSeq and is marked provisional. Lineage: Eukaryota; Metazoa; Chordata; Mammalia; Rodentia; Muridae. Gene Ontology annotation, cellular component: mitochondrion; desmosome; membrane. Gene Ontology annotation, biological process: mammary gland duct morphogenesis; positive regulation of T cell apoptotic process; positive regulation of neutrophil chemotaxis. The coding region runs from base 105 to 686 and encodes 193 amino acids.